This is a messenger RNA of Chelonus insularis, 5147 nucleotides long. Its product is annotated as ras-specific guanine nucleotide-releasing factor RalGPS2-like. Bases 726 to 2570 code for a protein of 614 amino acids. Gene Ontology annotation, molecular function: guanyl-nucleotide exchange factor activity. Gene Ontology annotation, cellular component: plasma membrane. Gene Ontology annotation, biological process: positive regulation of GTPase activity; Ras protein signal transduction. The record is from RefSeq and is a predicted model, not a curated record. The transcript is spliced from 12 exons. NCBI's taxonomy places the organism in Eukaryota, Metazoa, Arthropoda, Insecta, Hymenoptera, Braconidae.
UGGAUGCCGAUCAAAGCGUAAUUAUUCUGUUUUUUUCUGCAUAAUAAUUAAUCAAAUUCUCGUGUGCAGCUGCAACGAGUAAGAGGAAAGAAUGCAGAAUGUAAUAAGUUACUAAGUUAAUAUCCGUUGAGAUUGAAUAAAUUAUAUCAGAUACAUUUUAUUGCGUUGAGUUGACGUUUGCUCCGUUGGUAGACAUAAAGUGCACUCAUCUUUACCGUUUUUUUAGGACUACAUCAAGUGUGUUUUGUGCAAUUUCAUCUCAAGUGCGUAAUGUUCGUGACUUUUAUCACCAUUUGAUAGUGGGGGGUUAGUUGAUUAGGCGAUUGUUUUAUGUUCAUUAUAACGUACGUCAAUGUCGUCAAAGAGGCGGCGGUUUUAUGAAUGUCGUCACUCAAUAGUAUCGUUUAUAGUAGAGAGAAAGGGAGAGAGUGACGCGUGAGUGUACCGGAGACACUACGAUAAUAUUCAUAAACCGCGACGACUCAAAAUUUGUCCUCGGCUGUUUCUAGUUUUAUGCGUCAGUCGAUGAAAUCGCGUCAACCAACGUCCAGUGAUACCACUCAUUGACUGUUGUUUUGAGAGUUUUUAACCUGUAAAUAAAGCUGCAACUGUUAUCUCAACGUGUUUCAUCUCAUGUGAAAGGCGGACAAGAGGUGAGAACAGUAAAAUAAAUUAAACAAGUAGCUGAAGAAACAUGUGAUGCGACUUUUACGGAGCAGUAUUACAUGGUUGAGAUGCAUUACACGUCGAUAUCCCGCAAUUUGUCUAGUGAAUCUUUUUCUUCCUACCGCUCACCAAAGGAUAUAUCUUUUGCCAAUGAUACUAACUCCUCCAGUGGUCCCUUGUUGCCUGGUGAUAUGAGUCAAGCCGAUAAAAAUUACAAGGAGCGUAAGGAACAUAAAGACAAAUGUAGAACCUACAGGAAGUAUUCAGAAUUGACACCACCAACUCUACAUUCCUGCUAUGAUAAUUAUGGAAAUUCUUUGGCAAGCAAAUCAAACUCCUUGCCUGGAAGAUGUAAUACAAAUUUAAAUGGCUCAGAGCCACUUGUGGCUACAGGAAUUCCUGCAGAAGAUCUUGCCACACAAUUGACAUUGUUAGAUUUAAGUGUCUUCAAGGCCAUCAGGCCAGAAGAAUUGUCUAGUUGUUCUUGGAAUAAGAAGAAUAAACUUCUCGUUGCUCCGAAUGUGGUAGCAUUUACUAGAAGAUUCAAUCAUGUCAGUUUUUGGACAGUUCAGGAAAUACUUAAUUUUUCAACUCCAAAACAACGUUCAGAAAUGAUUGCUCAUUUUAUUCGAGUUGCAAAGAAAUUAUAUGAUUUAAAUAAUAUGCAUUCAUUAUUUGCAAUCAUAUCCGGUCUUCAAAGUGCUCCAAUAUAUCGGCUUAAUAAAACAUGGUCAUGUCUAUCGAAGAAAGAAAAAUGCACGUUUGAUAAACUUGCUGAAGUUUUUAGUGAUAAAAAUAACUGGACAAAUUUAAGAGAACACAUGGAAGUUAUUAAAUUACCAUGCAUUCCUUAUCUUGGUUUAUUUCUAACAGAUCUAGUUUAUAUUGAUAUGGCUCAUCCUUCAUCAAAGAAUAAUGACAACCAUCAAAGAGCUAUAAAAAUGAAUACUGUUUUGACUAGAGUUACAGUUUUACAAGCUAGUGAAUAUCCAGGUAUUAUUCCCCUACCUGAUGUUCAAAGAUAUCUUAAUAGUGUGCGGUAUAUUGAAGAAUUACAAAAGUUUUUAGAAGAUGAUCAUUUCAAAUUAUCAGUAAAACUCGAACCUAAUUCUCCCGUAGCAUCGUCAAGCAGCAGUAAAGAGUCUGUGGGAGAUGUUGUAACGGGUGUGGCAGCUCUUUCAUUAUCUCCAGCACGAGGAUGUGCAGGGUCAUUACGAUUACAUGCAGCCUCUGCUGCCAAUAAAUUUGUCCCUGGCCAUCGCAAGUGUAGAAGUCUAGGAACAAAUGUCUUCGGAAAAUCAACGGGUAUCACUACAGAACCGGGUCAAGUGACCGUGAGACAUCUUUUAGAUGACUCAGUACUCGAAGAGCCUCAUCUCAUAUCACCAACUAUUGAUUUAGAUCAAAAUUCGCCUGGUACGCCUAUUGACUCACUCAAUGAUGAUUGUAGCCUAUUAUCUCGAACAAGUACACACCCCAUUUUACCAUGUGAGAUUGACGGAAUCACAGAGCCUCGUUGUUCAAUGCAAGGUCUUUUAAGACGAAAGGUUGUCUUAAGGGAUGGUAAAAAGCCUGCAGUUACGACGUGGCAGAGAUUUUGGAUUCAAUUGUGGGCUACUUCGAUAGUUUAUUUUUCACCAAAAUGUUUCAAAGGAUCUGAUCGAUCAGACUUUAAAAGAGAACCAUAUAAAAUAGUAUCAAUACUAGGGUGGAUUGUUGAAUCAUCAGAUAGUAUAUUUCACCGUGAUACUUUUUUACUGACUGAUCCGAAUAAAGGAAACAUAUAUAAAUUUCGAGCUAAUUCCGGUGAUAGUGCUGAGCAAUGGAUAAAAGAACUUCGUGAUAUUGUACGUGGAGUUAUCGACAAGAAACCAAUUCCGGCAAACCUCAUGUCAUUUGAAUAAUCAGUAGCUUUUCGAUGUUACCUAAUAUAUACUAAUACGGUAAAUUCAUAUUUUUCAAUGUAUGAUGCUUCAAGUUGGGCACUACAAGCAACAGAAAAUUUGGAUAAGAACGCCAAUUCAUAAGCCAAAAAAAAAAAUUAAAAACAAUAAUAGGCUUGAUCAUUCAAAGCAAUUCUCUAUAUUCAUAAGCUGCUCAGAGCUUUGCAAAGACCUAAUUAUGUAACUUCGAAUCCUUGAGUUUUCUUGUACUUCAAUUUUCUUGAUUUGUAAAAUAUUACCAUUUUUUGAAAUUUCUACACUGCCAUAUUUUGUAGAAGAGAGGAAAAUUUUUAAGUAAUUAAUUUUAAAAAAUAGAAGAUGGUAAAAAAUGAUAGUUGAAAAUUUCUAAGCUCAAGGGUUUUUAAUUUAUUGCUAUGGUACUAGAAUUUAUAACAAUGCAGAUGUCACACUACUGAUUAGUGAUAGGUCACUGAUAGUUAUAAUAGAGCAAUAAUUUUUUAAUCUAAAACUUUAAUAUAACAACUUAUUCACAUUGUGCUCUCUAUUAUUUAUGAUUACUUUCUAAGAUUCUGUUGUUUAUUUAUUAUUAAUCAUAAAUAGAAACAUCAGGAAAGAAAUGUAACAUGGUUGAUAAUUAUAAAAUAAUUUAUUCCAAACUUUGAUUUAAUUAAAAAUUACUUUAAUAAUUUUAUCUGAUAUUGAACUAAUGAAAAUUGAACUAUCAGAACAAAUAGUAAUUCAGUAAUUAAUUGAAUAGAUUAAAUUAAUUAUUAAUCAUUAAGUUGCUUAUUGCGUGUCUAAGACUGUCAAUUAUAGAUUAUGUAAUGUAAAGAUUGUAAAAAAAAAUGAGAACCAACAUUAAAAUCAACACAUUUUUGAAAAACUUUUCAAUAAAAAGUCUACAGGCUUUCAAUAAUUACAGCAAAGAAUAAAUAUCUCUGUCAAUUCUGUACAUUCUAAAUUUUUUAGGUUGCGGAAUGAAUGAAUUAUUUGAUAAAAUUUUAAAUCAAUGAAGUAUAAUUAUUAGUAUGUCACAAUAUUUUUGUGAUAAUAAAAUUUUUAAUGACUUUUUCAAAUACUACUAAAAUACCAAAGGACUCAGUUUAUAAAUAAGACGUGAUGAAAUAAUUUUUCAUAAAUCGGUUUUUUGGCAAAAUUUGAAUGAUAUUAUAUGAAAGCUGAAAAAUGAAUGGAGUAAUAUUAAAUAAUAAGAAUAUUGUAAUGUUGUGCUGUUAGCUUGCCUUUUGAAUCGGCAUAUCAUUAGAUAUAAAUGUGUAAUGCUAAAAGAUAUAAACAAACAAUACUCAUAUAACGAUUAUUUAUAAAAAAUAUCAGUUCCAUUUAUGACAAAGUGAAAUUUUAUCAGUUACUACACUUUUUAACUUUAGCUUCAAUUUUGUUGAUAUUUAUUAAAUACUAUGAUAAAUAGCUAUUAAUUAAUAUAACAUUUUCUAUCUAAACAUAAGUUUACAUCUAUAGAGUACUAUUUCAUUAAAUUAUUUUUAAAGUCUAAUGUUUACUACACGCUUUAGAUAUAUUGAAUAUGUAUAAAUGCUUUACAAAUUGUUUAUCAACGUUUAAAGCAAUAUAUAGCAUAUUAUUAGAAGAUGAACGCCGUGAUAGAAAAUUCACCAAUCUCUCAAGUCAUUUCUUACAAUGUAAACAUAUUCAUUAAAACAUAUCAUUGACAUGAAAAAAAUUUUCACUCCAAAAAAAGCAAAACCAUGAUAAUUAUUAAAAAAAAUCUUAUUAAACGUGAUUCAUUGGACAUAGAAAAAAAUAUUUCUCUAUAAAAAAAUAACCUUUGUAACCUGUCUUUGUACUCUAAAAUGAUACUGAAUGAUAUAAGAAGUUGACUUGAUUACUUUAUAAUUUGUUAUUGACAUUAAAAGGGAUAUCAAUUUCGACUGAAUUAUUUUGAAAAUGUCAAGACUAGAUAAUAGUAACUUUUCAUGUUUUAUGUAUUGUUUGUGUGCUCUAUAUACAUUUUUUUGUAGCAAUGAUGCCAAAAAAUAUGAUUAUGUAAUGUUACUUUGUUUGCAUUAACUAUAUAAAUAUUAUAUAUUUUUUUUACUUUAUUUAAUUAUUUAAUGUAAGUUGAAACCUGAAAGAAGCCGAAUUGAAAUAUUUUUGUUCUGGUUGUGAUAUCAUAUCUGCUGUAAAUGUUGUAAUAAGAAAAAGAAGUAGAUUUUUCGAAAAAAAAAAAACAGUAAUAUAUUUUUGUUGCAAUUUUUUUAACACAGUAGAAUCGUUCGAUACAAUAAAUGUAAGAUGAUUGUGUAUACUCCUUUAGUAUAGUGAAUAAUAGAAGAAGAAUUUACUAAAAAAAAUGUCUUGGAAAUAAUUGAAACAAACCAAUUGAAAAUUUGUAUAUUCGUGAAAAGUUUGGCCAAAUAAAAUGUGGCAGGUAUAAGAAUUCAAUGUUCAAUACAAUAAAUAUCACAAAUCACUUUAUUUUUCUAAACAAUUAUCAUCAGAUUACACAAAGUGAUUAUCGUGUAUGAAAUAACAAUGUCCAGUAUAAACGAAACAAUGUAACGUAAUAGAGAAAUAUAAAAAAUACAUGAUUAAAAUUAA